Microplitis demolitor is the source of this 751-nucleotide messenger RNA. RefSeq lists its product as uncharacterized. Bases 273 to 656 code for a protein of 127 amino acids. The record is from RefSeq and is a predicted model, not a curated record. The transcript is spliced from 2 exons. NCBI's taxonomy places the organism in Eukaryota, Metazoa, Arthropoda, Insecta, Hymenoptera, Braconidae.
UUUUCUGUGAUACCAUAAUAAGAGUUAAAGAAUAAAAUUAAAUUCAAAAUUUAUUAUUCGAUGAAUUUUUUUAAAUUUUUAUAAUCGAGGCGAUCACACGCUCCCCUAAUUAUUUAUUUUUUAAUUUUAGUACUUGCAAUUUAAUAUACUGAAAUAAUUUUUUUUUUUGUUUUUUUUUUAGAGAAACAUUCUGUGCAUUACCACCAGAUGGACCAUAUCCAUUAUUUUUAUUCGAAGAAUAUCCUAAAUUUAUUAUUGAAAAUAAAGAAAAAAUGACUGAGUUGAUUAAUUUAAGAGAAGAAGAAAUAACUUUACGUAAAAAACGACAAGAAGUGUUGGAGAAUAUUGAGAAAAAAAGAUUAGAAGAUGAAAAGGACAAUUUUAUCAAAGAAGUUCAAAACCAGAGACUUCGAGAAUUACAACGAUGUUAUAAUGAGCAGCUUCGAGUAUCUGAAGCCUCAGUUGCUAGUGAACGUCAAAAACUCUAUCGACAAUUGCCACUGAGCGAAAGUAUAAAUCUCACAGAAAUUAAUUCUGCGAGUGAUGAAUUUAAUUCACGAUCAAGAGUUAACUCUUACAAUAAACUACGAAAUGAUGUGGAGGCACUUGAAGAAGAAGUUGGAGAAUUUUUAAAAACUAUUAAGUGUAAAAGAUAGAGACAUUAUAUAAUAUUUUAUUUAAUCUAACGGUAAAUAAAUUAAAUAUGUUUUUUUGUUUUUAAUCAAACAGUUAAUCAUGUAAAUUAUUUUUU